AUGUCUCAACCUUUUGAAACUCCAGUUGCCCAGUCGCAACAAUCUUAUCAGCCAUCUUCCGAUGCACCUCCGCCAAACCCACCGGAGAGCCAAGGACAUAGUUCCCAUGAGACGUGGUCUAACCCUGCUCCCAUUAGGAACCGCGCUCUUUCCAUCCGCACCAAGAACAAAUCUACUCCCUCCAAGGGCCAUGGUCGUGGUCGUGGGUUUACUUUCCGCUCCCUCCGCGAGUCCGUUCAGCCCGAGCUCUCUCGCAAGCUGUUCCGUCUAAUCAAGCUUGAGAAUGAUCUCAUUCACACACACGAGGCUGCGGGUCGCGAACGAACUGCCAUCGCCACGCAGCUCUCCGAAUGGGGUGAGCAGACCAGCGAUGAGGCAGUCAACGACAUUUCCGACAAGAUUGGCGUUAUUCUAAGUGAGAUGGGUGGAUUGGAGGAAACGUACGUUAAUUCGCUAGAUUUGUCGCGCACUCAUCUCAAGAUGAUCCGCGACACCGAGAGGAGCGUUCAACCAAGCCGCGAUGGAAAGAGCAAGCUUUACGACGAGUUCCAGAAGCUCAAGGCGAAGGAGCCUCAGAGUGCCAGGCUGGUCUUGCUAGAGCAGGAGCUUGUUAGAGCAGAGGCCGAGAAUCUAGUCGCCGAGGCGCAGUUGACAAAUGUUACUCGGCAAAAGCUCAAAGAAGCAUACGAUGUCGAGUUCAGCGCAAUCAUAGAACGCGCCGAGAAGCAAAUCAUUCUGGCCAAGCAUGGUCGUCGUCUCUUGGAGCUUCUGGACGAUAAGGCGCUGUCGCCGGGAGAUGCUCGCAUGCCCUAUGAAAACGGCGCUCAAGCUCGCCAAGUGCUGAAUGAUGCUGAAGAUGAUCUCAAAGAAUGGCAACCAGAGCACCACCACAAGGCUCUAAGCGAAAACGGAUCAGAGACAUCCAAGGGCAAGAGUCCGGUUGAACCCAGCGCUUAG
Trichoderma breve is the source of this 957-nucleotide messenger RNA. RefSeq names its product eisosome component PIL1 domain-containing protein. Lineage: Eukaryota; Fungi; Ascomycota; Sordariomycetes; Hypocreales; Hypocreaceae. The record is from RefSeq and is a predicted model, not a curated record. Bases 1 to 957 code for a protein of 318 amino acids. Gene Ontology annotation, biological process: eisosome assembly; negative regulation of protein kinase activity; endocytosis. Gene Ontology annotation, molecular function: lipid binding. The transcript has 2 exons. Gene Ontology annotation, cellular component: plasma membrane; eisosome filament.